Dracunculus medinensis (Guinea worm) is the source of this 585-nucleotide messenger RNA. The record is from the annotation of a GenBank genome assembly. Lineage: Eukaryota; Metazoa; Nematoda; Chromadorea; Rhabditida; Dracunculidae.
AUGGUGACAGUAACCGACGAAAGUGGGCAAUCUGUAGAAAGAUCUCGCCCGCUUAUACCAACAUCGAGGUGCGAGGAUAAUGAGCCUGAACUAUGCGGUUCAUUAUUCAAAAUUCCUCCAGAAGUUGCUGCAGAUAAUCUCGAUGAUUAUUUUCUAAAUCGCAAAAACCCAUUACAUUCGAUUACUUGUGAGCUUUUAGCGAUUCAGCGUUGUUUAUGUAUUAAUAUUCAACAGUUGACCAAAUGUUCUGAAUUCAUCGUCUAUUAUCUGCUGACCGCAAGAAUCCCACAUGUGGAUUCUGAAGAGAAAUGUCAAGCAAUAUUCAAUGCACAACUUUGCAAUUACUCAUUCAUGGCAAAAGAAGCACUUGCGAGAUGUCCUUACACGUGUGGAUUAUGUGAUAAAGAUGGAGCAGGUGGUAAUUGCGUGGAUUUGGCACUAGACUGCGCUAUUUUAAUGAAUGUCAUGGGAUGCGAUUAUUCUCAUUUGCGCACAAACUGCAAGAAAACGUGUGAAAUCGAUACGUGUAUCACAAGAACAACAACUAAUACUGUUGGAGGAACAAUAACAUCCCGUUCCCGUUAA